CACCAUACUUCAAAGUUCGUUCAACUCAGCUAUACUAGGAAGAUGGUGGACCACGUCGUCUGCUACGGAUACGAGGAGUCCUUAGAAAUGAGCCAAAACAAUGUCAGUAUUUAGUUACGCAAGAAGGACGUUGUCAAUUUCUGUUGGUGUGCAUGAACUACUCAGAUUGGCCUUAUUCUAUGGGCAAUGUGGGAUGCUUAUGAGCACUGAGGAGAUUAAGCAGAGACACAUACUCUUGAAGGCACCCCAGUGUUCUGCAGGAAUGGCUACUUACAGCUCAGGCAAGACAGGGACCAUUGAGGAUCCCAAAACGGUGACCAGCAUCCACGCCGGUCACAUUGAGGAGGUCCACGAGGUCCCCAUUCAGCAUCUAAUCCGACCGUUCCCGUCAGUGCUGGACGAGGACAAAGUCCAGUCACUGAUGGACACCAUCAAGGAUCCAGCUCAGAGGCAGAAAGUUCCCCCGGUGGACAUCCUGUGGAUAAAGGGUAGGAAGGGCGGAGACUACUACUACUCGUUUGGGGGGUGUCAUCGCUACGCGGCUUACACAAGGCUUAGAAUGGAGACCAUCCCCUGUAAGAUUGUUCGCUCCACUGUGUCCGACCUGAGGAACUACCUUGGAUCAUCAACUCCAGAUUUACUUUGAGAAAGUUUUACUAGGAAUCAAAUCGAGGGUUAUUGUUGAAGUUUAUCUGAAGUCACCUGCAUCAUGUACAUGAAGUUAUACCUGAAAAUAAUCUUGUAAGUGGCAAACUAGAUAAUGUUAUGCAUCUCCACUGCAUAAUACGACAAGGUUUUAAGGAAACUAAUGAAAUGCAAGUCUUAAUGUAAGUGAUGAUCCACAUGGGAUGUACUCCUCUGAAAUUCAUCAUGGAUUAUGAAGUGUGUAAAGGAAGUAGUUGCCUUAAUCUUGGAAAAGCAAGAUGGGCCUUGCUGUACAUAGCAAUGUUGCCAUGGAUUGUCCUGUCUCGGAGCAUCAUCUUUAUUAGUAGGACUUUAAACCUACCAAAAAGUGUCAAUCUGAUGAAGAAAGACUGAUUUUUGAGUGCAAAACUUCAACUUUUCUCUGAAAAUUAGAUUUAUCGGUCACGGCCAACAGACUGUGCCACGAGGUCCAAGGCAGUGGCUAGAUAGGAAGAUUUCCUGCAAUAAGGAUCCCGCGGAGCUUAACCACUUCAUGCCGGAGCAUUUUUCAAUGUUGAUGAUGCUGGGCGGGCAUGACUAUCAUU
Acanthaster planci (crown-of-thorns starfish) is the source of this 1229-nucleotide messenger RNA. It is a transcript of the gene srxn1, whose product is annotated as sulfiredoxin 1. Gene Ontology annotation, cellular component: cytoplasm. The record is from RefSeq and is a predicted model, not a curated record. Gene Ontology annotation, biological process: cellular response to oxidative stress. Gene Ontology annotation, molecular function: sulfiredoxin activity. Lineage: Eukaryota; Metazoa; Echinodermata; Asteroidea; Valvatida; Acanthasteridae.